GAUGACUGCACCCUGCAAUUGUCUCACAAUGGUACCUAUCUGGAUCUAGAAUCGACCCUAGCAGAACAAAGAGAUGAAUUGGAAGGCUUCCAGGAGGAUGCUGGGAGGGGCAAGAAGCACAGUAUCAUUCUGAGGACCCAGCUGUCGGUGCGAGUCCAUGCCUGCAUUGAAAAACUUUACAAUUCCAAUGGACGUGAGCUGAGACGGGCACUUUUCUCCUUGAAACAAAUAUUUCAGGAUGACAAGGACUUGGUUCAUGAGUUUGUUGUCGCUGAAGGUCUGACUUGCUUAAUCAAAGUGGGAGCAGAGGCCGACCAGAAUUAUCAGAACUACAUUCUGAGAGCUUUGGGCCAGAUUAUGCUCUAUGUCGAUGGUAUGAAUGGAGUAAUAAAUCAUAACGAAACCAUCCAAUGGCUGUACACACUUAUUGGGUCAAAGUUCCGCCUGGUGGUAAAGACAGCGCUGAAGCUGCUGCUGGUGUUCGUGGAGUAUACCGAAUCCAAUGCACCGCUUUUAAUCCAGGCAGUAUCUACCGUUGAUGAAAAGAGAGGAGCCAAGCCGUGGUCCAACAUCAUGGAGAUCCUGGAGGAGAAGGAUGGGGUUGAUACCGAACUACUGGUUUACGCAAUGACUUUGGUUAACAAGACGCUGUCGGGGUUGCCAGAUCAAGACUCUUUCUACGAUGUGGUGGACUGUCUGGAAGAGCUAGGCAUUGAAGCUAUUUCACAGAGACACUUGAACAAGAAAGGAACAGACUUGGACUUAGUUGAGCAAUUUAACAUUUAUGAGAUGACACUGAGACAUGAGGAUGGAGAUGAGAGUGCUGACCCCCCUCCCAGUGGGCGCAAGGACCGGAGAAGGGCCAGUCUUGGCGCUAGUGAGCGGAGGGGGUUAGAGCGCCGACGGAGCCGCAGGCACUCGGUACAGAACGUCAAAAGCACUUUAUCGGCCCCUGCGAGUCCAUGCGGUCAGUCGAACCCUAGCUUCGUGCUAGGCCACGGACAGCGCGUUGAAGAUCUUAGUGAGAGAGAAGAGGAAGAGUAUGAAGAAGAGGAAGAAGAACAGCCAGUCACAGAACCCAAUACUGAGGAUGAGGGGGAGGAAGAGGCCAGUAGGCAGGUCAACGCCAGUGGGGUCCCAGGUGCGUGGGAGGCUGUGAAUGAAAACCUGUCACGGUGUUUUGAUUCUUCAGCUGUCUCCAGUGCCAUUUCUCCAGCUGAGAGGCCUCUCUCCUGCUCUAGAGCAAAGAGCUUUUCUAGCAGCUCCUCUUCUGUGCCUGACUCAUCUGUCUCUCAUCAUAAUUCUGUCCUUUCAUCACCAUCUUCACCUGCAACAGCAUUGCUAAGCUCUUCCCAAAAUUCAUCAGCAUCCAUUACUCCAAAGGCAUCUCCAACAGUGGAGAAAUUACCUUAUGUACCACAUACUCCUUUUCACCUCUUCUCGUACGACUUUGAAGAGUCUCCAGCAUCUGUGAAAGAAAAGGAAGCAGAGGUGAUGAGGGAAAACAGAUACAAUAGCUACGGCAGCAGCUCUUACUCUUCCCCGCGAACUUACUCUGGUGUGAGUGCCCCAACAACACCCACUUCUCGUUAUGGGACAACUCUCUCGCCGCCUCAAGAGACCAAAUCUGACAGGCCAGCUUUGGGUGGUCUCCUUACAUCAUCUUUUCGGCAGCACCAGGAAUCCUUGGCAGCAGAAAGAGAAAGACGACGUCAGGAGAGAGAAGAAAGGUUGCAAAGGAUAGAACGUGAAGAAAGAAACAAAUUCAAAUACAAAUACUUGGAGAGAUUGGCAGCGGAGGAAUAUGAGAAGGAGCUGAGGAGUCGGAGCGUAAGCCGAGGCAGAAGUGAGCUGUCCUUGAACCUGAGAUCUCCUUCAGCCCCGUCCUCGCCUGUACCCAAGAGCAUCAGCCCAGCAUCCAUAGAGUCCCAGGAAGAGCUGAAGACCCCUUCCACCCCUUGUGGGACCCCUCAGCCCUCAGAAGUGAGUGCCAGUGAACCUGAACCAGAGACAGAACCAGAACCAGACCCAGAGCAGGAGGCUGAGGCUGAGGCCGAGCAGGGAACGGAGACACCCAAGGAAAUAGAGGCUACAGAGGUGGGACCAGAGAGUGAGGUGGAGCAAGGACCAGAGAGAGAGCCAGAAGAAAGUGCAAUACUCAGUGAAAAAGAGAGGCAGAAUGAGGAAGUGAAUGAAAAAGACAACUGCUCUGCAUCCAGCAUAUCCUCAGCAAGCAGCACUUUAGAGAGGGAAGAGAGAGAGGACAAGUUAACCAGUGACAAUGAAACUGGUCCGUGGUCGCAGACCAUUCAGGAUGCUGGUGUGAAUGAGCAGUGCAGCAACAUCCUCAACAACAAGCGGUUUAUGCUGGACAUGUUGUAUGCGCAUAACAAAAAGCCCAAGGAUGAAGAGGAGAAGGAGCUGGAGGCGAAGGAGGAAAAGAAGGAGACGGAGGAAAGCGAGGAGUCACUCACUAGCCUAGCCAGUAGGAUCUCCAUCCUUCAGGCCACGAAGCAGGCCAAAGAUGAAAGUGUCAAAAAGAUGGAGAUCGGAAAUCUGGACAACCAAGGCAGCGUGAAAGCCUUUGCGGAAAAAUUCAACAGUGGUGAGCUGGCCAAGGGGACAGCCGUGCCUGAAGAUGAAAUCAGUGAACAGGUCCCCGAGAAAACACCAGCACAGCCAAAGAAGGAAUCUGACUACAUCUGGGAUCAGCUCAUGGCUAAUCCUAGAGAACUUAAAAUCAAAGACAUGGAUUUUACAGACUUGGGGGAGGAGGAUGAUGUAGAUGUGUUGGACAUGGAUAUGGGUCCUGGGGACUCCCUUGUUCCCCCUCCUCCACCUCCACCUUCUUUUCUGGGUUUGCCUCCUCCGCCACCUCCCCCACUGUUUGGAUGUCCGCCUCCACCUCCACCCUCUGCUAAUUUAUUAGCUCCUCCUCCGCUGUUCAGCACUCCUCAGGGUUUAGGGUCACCCCAGGUUUCUAGGGGUCAGCCAGCAUUUAUAAAGAAGAAGAAAACCAUCCGUCUGUUUUGGAACGAGGUACGGCCAUUUGAGUGGCAGUGUAAAAACAACAAACGCUGCAGAGAAUUCCUGUGGUCAAAACUGGAACCCAUUAAGGUGGACACUUCCAAACUGGAGCAUCUCUUUGAGUCUAAAUCCAAGGAACUGCCUGUCACGAAGAAAACUGCUGCAGAUGGGAAGCGACAGGAGAUCAUUGUAUUGGACUCAAAACGAAGCAACGCUAUUAAUAUUGGCUUGACUGUGUUGCCCCCUCCCCGGACUAUCAAGACUGCUAUUUUGAACUUUGACGAAUAUGCCUUAAACAAGGAAGGAAUAGAGAAAAUCCUGACCAUGAUCCCAACCGAGGAGGAGAAGCAGAAGAUCCAGGAGGCGCAGCUGGCGAACCCCGAUGUCCCCCUGGGCAGCGCCGAGCAGUUCCUUCUCACCCUCUCCUCCAUCAGCGAACUCUCUGCCAGGCUCCAGCUCUGGGCUUUCAAGAUGGACUACGAGAUAGUGGAAAAGGAAGUUGCAGAACCACUUCUAGACCUGAAGGAAGGAAUGGACCAACUGGAGCACAAUAAAACUUUGGGAUUUAUCCUUUCUACUCUACUAGCCAUUGGGAACUUCCUGAAUGGAACCAACGCCAAAGCUUUUGAGUUGAGCUACCUCGAGAAGGUUCCAGAAGUCAAGGACACGGUGCACAAGCAGUCCCUCUUGCACCACGUCUGCACUAUGGUGGUGGAAAAGUUCCCAGACAGCACUGAUCUUUAUUCAGAGAUUGGGGCCAUCACUAGGUCAGCCAAGGUUGACUUUGAACAACUCCAGGAAAACUUGUGUCAGAUGGAAAGACGGUGCAAAGCAUCAUGGGAUCACCUUAAGUCUAUAGCAAAGCAUGAAAUGAAGCCAACUCUAAAGCAAAAAAUGUCUGAGUUCCUUAAAGACUGUGCAGAAAGAAUCAUAAUCCUGAAGAUUGUUCAUAGAAGAAUAAUUAACAGGUUUCACUCAUUUUUGUUAUUUAUGGGCCAUCCUCCCUAUGCAAUACGUGAAGUCAACAUCAAUAAGUUCUGCAAAAUUAUUAGCGAAUUUGCUCUGGAAUACCGCACCACCAGGGAACGAGUUUUGCAGCAAAAACAGAAACGAGCUAACCACAGGGAAAGAAACAAGACCAGAGGGAAAAUGAUAACAGAUUCUGGCAAGUUUUCCAGCACCUCUCCCCCCUGCCAGAGCCAGCCCCAGGGGCUGCAGUACGCCGAGGACGCUGCAGAGCACGAGAACAUGAAGGCCGUGCUGAAGACCUCCUCCAUCGGCGGGGAAAGCACCACAGCACUCGGGAUCCGCACUCGAAGCCGGGCCAGCCGAGGCCGUAUCAGUUCGUGGAACGCUGGCAACGAUGAUUCACCUAAUGCAACAGAUGACGCAGCAGAUGAGAUCAUGGAUCGCAUUGUAAAGUCCGCCACCCAAGUGCCAAGCCAGCGAGCGGUGCCUAGAGAGAGGAAGCGGUCACGAGCAAAUAGGAAGUCAUUGAGAAGGACACUAAAGAGUGGACUGACACCAGAAGAAGCCAAAGCACUGGGCCUCAUCAGCACCUCUGAGAUGCAGGUUUGACAUCCCAGAGGUGGUGACAAGAAGAGCCGUUCAUCUGAAGCACACAGGCUGACAACCCUUCGGUGUGGCAUUGACCUGCCAGCCUCCUCUGCUGCUCCCAACAUCCCGUCCUCUGUUAGUUCGAUUUUAACAAGCAACAAAAAGCGAAACCCCACAGCCAGGGCAGAAGCGUGUGCCGCAGCUCAGCACAACAUCUGGACAGUAACUGAGGAAGCGUUUGAGUGCUUGUAGGUGAAAGCAUAUGGCUGCUUCUUCUCGUGGUGUGUUGAUGUGGGUAGGAGGGGGCUUUCUCUGAGUUAUCUGUCAUUAUGUGAGCUGUGUUUACGCUGGCUUUCCUUGUGCCCUGUUUUCGUCAUUGUUAAUGUAUGGCAUUUUGUCAAUGCAAGGAACAGUCCUUAAAGAGAUAAAAUAACUCCUGUUACAGCAACCCCAAUUUUCCUGAAGCAGAUUCAUUAAGCAAAGAUGCACAGCCUGUGCAACCUGUGGUUCAUUGGGGUUUUUUUAUUGUUUUGCCACCAAAGAAUGUAAAAAUGUAUGUGUACCUUUGUAUAUGUACAGAAUGAAUGUGUGGACAUGUGUGCGUGUAUCUAUACACAUACAGUCAUGGCGUGAAAUCAUGCUCUUGCUGAAGCUAGCUGGACCAUGAUUUGCACUCUGGGGCCUUACUGUUCCACCUGGACAGGAGGAAAAGAAUGUCUUUU
This is a messenger RNA of Nipponia nippon (crested ibis), 5306 nucleotides long. Lineage: Eukaryota; Metazoa; Chordata; Aves; Pelecaniformes; Threskiornithidae. The record is from RefSeq and is a predicted model, not a curated record.